AUGCCAUCCGCCAAUGAUUUGUUGGAACACAUAACAUCCUCGUCGUCCAAUAGUGCUCCGCCGCAACAAGGUCCUCAAACGGAAUGUUUGCUUUCCAAACGUCCCUUGCCCAAAGAAGGAGAAGAAAAGAAGGACGACUCGCCUAAUAAUCAGCAUCACGAUCCAGUCAUUACCAUGGGAUGCGCCCACAAGUAUUACGCCAGUGCCUUGAACGAAUGGCGGAAUGACAAUCCCUUUGGAAUUCCCAAUUAUGAUUCCUUGAAAAAGGCAUGUCCCGUUUGUUAUCAAAAAGGAGUUCCACCCUCCAAGGAUGCCAUGGCCAGUUUGCAAUUGCAUCGCAUGAAACUAGACAAAUUACAACAAGAUUUGAAUGCUGCUGCGGCUUCGGUAUCGGAUGACGAUCCCGACAAUAAAGCCGUAUUGUUGGAAGUCCCCAAACUACCCGGAGAAGAGGAAUACGAUCAAUCCAUCUUUUCGGGACUCUUCUCCAAGGAACAAAUUGAUCAAUUUCGAAAGUUGCCUGAAGACAAACAUCAACCGUUUUUGAAAACCUUUUAUGAAAUUUGUGUGGCCCAGACCCAGCAAGACAUUGCUGCCUUUGAAGCCACAUACGGAGACAUCGAUGUUUUAUUGAAAGAACAGCUAGCGGCGAAAGGCGACAACUCGAUAGAAUUGCCAGGAGAAAUCUUCAUGGCGGCCAUGGAAAACGACAUGGUCACUGUAGACAAAUGGUUGGGCGUCGACAUUUACAAUGGCAUUUACGACGACAAGUUUUACGCCAAGCUCAAUGCGACCGCACCCGACUUUACGGGUGGCACCUUAUUGCAUGGAGCUUGUUUCGGUGGUCACUUGGAGGCUUUGACGAGACUCUUGCAAUUGGGUGCCAAUCAAAACAAGGCCGAUUCGGUGGGCGCGUCACCCUUGUUUCACGCCUGUUUGAAUUCCUCCGACGACAAUCACAAUCAACACGGACUCGAACAAAAUAAGCCCCUCCAAAUGGCCAAAACCUUACUCGAGUGGGGAGCCGAGAUUGCCCCCAACCUUCGAGACUUUUUGACGUCCAACAAGAAUUCCAAUGACGCUCACAAGGAAUUAGCUUUUUUGGUCAAGACGCCAUUGGGUGGUCGACGAUGCGAAGUGGUUGGUCUCAAGGGACGGGCCGAUUUGAAUGGCAAGUAUGGAGUCGUGGGACGGUACUUUUCCAAGGAAGAUCGCUAUGCCGUGACGGUUACGUUGGCGCAAGACAAUACCGAGGUGUGCAAGAUUCGGAGUGUCAACAUCAGACGCAAGGAUCGAACCCCCAAGGAUUACAUGGACGUCAGGGGAGCCAUGCCAGUGAGACCAUUGUCGCGAUUGGAAGAACUUCGAAUCAAGAAACAACAAUUGGAAACCAUGAUUCUCAAUAGCAACAACAAUAGCAAUGGCAAUAGUAGCGAGAAUAAGUAA
Cylindrotheca closterium is the source of this 1446-nucleotide messenger RNA. NCBI's taxonomy places the organism in Eukaryota, Bacillariophyta, Bacillariophyceae, Bacillariales, Bacillariaceae. The record is from the annotation of a GenBank genome assembly.